Molecule: messenger RNA, 394 nt
Organism: Meloidogyne enterolobii
Lineage: Eukaryota; Metazoa; Nematoda; Chromadorea; Rhabditida; Meloidogynidae
Source: the annotation of a GenBank genome assembly
UUCGGACAAUUUCAUUCACAAAAUUUUUUUUCUAAAAAUGAAUUUUUCUAAAAAUUCAAUUCUCCCCCUUAUUUUAAUUAUUGCUUUAAAUACAUUUUUGGUAUUAGCUUAUGAAGAUAAACAACAAUCUGAAAAUAAUGGAGAGGUUAAAAAGGGAAAGGAUGAAGCUGAUAAUAUGAUGAAGAUGCAAAACCCUCCCCAAUUCCCUGAAUUGCCACCCUAUUUGGAAAAGGUCCUUCCUUCAGAUGCUAUACAAAAAUUAAAGAUUCUUGACAAAAUCCCUCCACCCCCUGGAUUUGAACGUCUUCCAGAGGAUGUUCGAAACAAACUUAAAGCUAUACAUCGCAAUAAGGAAAAAUCAUGGGCUCAGAAACAACAGGAAUUACAGGCAUAA